GUUUCCGGGCGCGAGGGGUCGGCCGGGGCUGAUACAGGGACAGGGCAAGCAGAAGGUCGCCUUGCCGCGGGCUUCGGCCCCUCGCGCAGCCCGAAGCCCCUCCGCGGCCGCGGUGGACCCGCCUCGCCGUGCGGCGGUGGCGCCGGCUCGGAGGCUAGGCUAGGCGGGCGGAAGGAGCCGCUUCUCCGCCCGGCGCAUUCCUGAGGCCUGAGUCACGCCCGGCCCGGCCCGGCCCGCCUUCCGCGCCGGGCCGCCCUUCGGUCUCCAGGCCGGCUGCGCCGAGGCCGGCCCUCCUCGCUGAAUGGCCGCCCGGCCCGCGCUCCCUGGACGGCGCCGACUGCAGCGGCGGGGAGCCCCGGCCCCACGCACUCAAGGAUUGUGCAUUUGUAAAUAAAGCGCAUCCAUCAGAGAACACCCUGUUCUGGUGAGAGCGAAGCUGUAGCCACCCUGGGGCCGGGCUGCUAAGGAGGAAAAUGUCCGAGGUGCGCCAUGACAGCUCCAGCAGCUUGCAGAGGAAGAAGCCCCCCUGGCUGAAACUGGACAUCCCAGCCGCCCCGCUCCUGGCCACAGUGGAGGAACCAGCCACGCUCCAGCCCUUCAAGCGCGAGACCUUCUUCAGAAGCGUCAGCAUGCCCACUGAGAGCACCCUCUUCCCUGCUCCCUACAAUGAAGCCCGGCGGCCAGUCCUGCAGCGACAGACAUCCAUCACCCAGACCAUCCGGAGCAGACAGGUGCGCUUUGAGAGGACUCAAACCCUGCCUGUUCGGGGGCACCAGGUGGGCAGGAGGCCCCUGAGAAAGCGCCAGUCACUGCCCAGAACACUGCUGAGGGGCACAGCAGACUGGUUUGGGGUCAGUAAGGAGAGUGAUGCCACCCAAAAGUGGCAGCGGAAGAGCUUGCGCCACUGCAGCCUGCGCUAUGGAAAGCUGAAACCUCAGGCCCUCCGCGAAAUGGACCUUCCGAGCCAGGACAACAUCUCUCUGGCCAGCACAGAGACUCCACCGCCGCUCUACGUGCCCCCUUGCCCGCCAGGCAUGCAGAGAAUUGUUGAUCCCCUGGCCCGCGGACGGGCCUUCCGGAUGGCUGAGGACAGCGAUGGCUGCAGUGUGCCUCACACUCCGGCCACACCUGGAGCCACCUCGCUGUGCUCCUUCACCAGCUCGCGCUCCGGCUUCAGUCGCUGGCCUCGGCGGCGGAAAAGGGAGUCGGUGGCGAAGAUGAGCUUCCGAGCAGCUGCGGCAUUAGUGAAGGGCCGUUCCGUGAGAGAGGGCACGCUGCGCAGGACGCGACAGCGCAGCUUCACUCCAGCCAGCUUCCUGGAGGAAGACUUCACCAUGGACUUCCCAGAUGAGCUGGACACCUCCUUCUUUGCCAGAGAAGGGGUCCUGCCUGAAGAGCCCUCCACGUAUCCUGAUGAAGUUUUUGAGUCCCCCUCUGAAUCAGCUCUCAGGGUCCCUGAGACGAAGGACCCGCAGGCUCAGCCAGCCCUCACGGGUGGGGCCCUGGACCGGACUGAGCUGGAAAGAAGCCACCUGCUCUUUCCCCUGGAACGCGGCUGGCGGAAACAGAAGGAGGGGGCCUCGUUGCAGCCAAAGGUCCGCCUGCGGCAAGAGGUGAUCAGUCUGGGACUCCAGCGGCGUGGCCAGCGCAUCACCGUCCCUGUCCGCAAGCUCUUCUCCAAAGAGAAACGUCCCUAUGGCUUAGGCAUGGUGGGCCGGCUGACCAACCGGACUUACCGCAAGCGCAUCGAUAGCUUUGUGAAGCAGCAGAUUGAGGAUAUGGAUGACCACCGGCCAUUCUUUACCUACUGGGUCACCUUUGUGCAUUCCCUCAUCACCAUCCUGGCUGUGUCCAUCUAUGGAAUUGCCCCCGUGGGGUUUUCGCAGCAUGAGACAGUCGACUCGGUCCUGAGAAACCGCGGGAUCUAUGAGAAUGUGAAGUACGUCCAGCAGGAGAAUUUCUGGAUAGGCCCUAGCUCGGAAGCUCUCAUCCAUCUGGGUGCAAAGUUCGCCCCUUGCAUGCGACAAGACCAGCAGGUGCACAGUUUCAUCCGUGCGGCCCGUGAGAAAGAGAAACACUCCGCCUGCUGCGUGCGCAAUGACAAGUCAGGCUGUGUGCAGACAGCAGAGGAGGAGUGCUCCUCCACGCUGGCCGUAUGGGUGAAGUGGCCAAGUCACCCCAGCACCCCCUUGCUGGCUGGAGACAAGAGGAAGUUUGGCUCCGUGUGCCACCAAGACCCCAGGGUGUGCGAGCAGCCGGCCUCCAUGGACCCUCACGAGUGGCCCGAUGACAUCACCAAGUGGCCUAUCUGCACCAACAACAGCGCUGGGAACCACACAAACCACCUGCACAUGGACUGCGUGAUCACUGGGCGGCCCUGCUGUAUCGGCACCAAGGGAAGGUGUGAGAUCACCUCGCGGGAAUACUGCAUCUUCAUGCACGGCUAUUUCCAUGAAGAGGCCACUCUCUGCUCCCAGGUGCACUGCAUGGACGACGUCUGCGGCCUCCUCCCCUUCCUCAACCCCGAGGUCCCGGAUCAGGUCUACCGCCUGUGGCUGUCACUGUUCCUUCAUGCAGGGAUCCUGCACUGCCUUGUAUCCGUGUGCUUCCAGAUGACCAUCCUGCGUGACCUGGAGAAGCUGGCUGGCUGGCACCGCAUUUCCCUGAUCUACCUGCUGAGCGGCAUCACGGGGAACCUUGCCAGCGCCAUCUUCCUCCCCUACCGGGCUGAGGUCGGCCCAGCGGGCUCCCAGUUUGGCAUCCUGGCCUGCCUCUUUGUGGAGCUCUUCCAAAGCUGGCAGAUCCUGGCCCGGCCCUGGAGGGCCUUCUUCAAACUGCUGGCGGUCGUGCUGUUCCUGUUUGCCUUCGGCCUCCUGCCCUGGAUAGACAACUUUGCUCACAUCUGCGGCUUUGUCAGUGGCCUCUUCCUGUCCUUUGCCUUCCUCCCAUACGUCAGCUUUGGCAAAUUUGACCUGUACCGAAAGCGGUGCCAGAUCAUUGUUUCCCAGCUGGUUUUUGUGGGGCUGCUCUCUGGACUGGUGGUGGUGUUCUACUUCUACCCCAUUCGCUGCCAGUGGUGCGAAGUCCUCACGUGCCUCCCCUUCACCGAUAAAUUCUGCGAGAAGUACAACCUGGACACACAGCUCCACUGAGCUGGGAGCACCAUGAUCAACCCCCCGAGGUUACUUUCUGGACUGCCGGCUAGUUUUAAUUCUUGCUGAUGCCUAAGCUGCCUUGCCUUGGCGACUGGAACCUUUUCAGCCCACAGGAAGCUGGUGCCUUUUUCAAUGUUACUGAACCUUUUCUGCUGCCACAUUUUUAUCAUGCCAGUUUCAAAGUGGCUCUUUUCAUGAGGGUUGUCACUGGUUGCCCUGGUGGCGGUUAAAGAUAAAGGUAGCGUUUUAGCUACGUUUCCAUUAAGUUUGGGGGUGUAUCUGCGCCACAAUUGAGACUGCUGACAAAUGCCCCCAAAGCAAGGAGUGUAUUUUCUUAAUCCAGGGUUAGCCCAAACCCUAACAUACAAAAACUGUGCUUGGAAGAAUUCUAACAUGAAUUUAAAAUGAAAGACUGCCUGCGUUUGAUUCCA
Molecule: messenger RNA, 3586 nt
Organism: Candoia aspera
Lineage: Eukaryota; Metazoa; Chordata; Lepidosauria; Squamata; Candoiidae
Gene: RHBDF1
Product: rhomboid 5 homolog 1
Exons: 20
Coding region: 474-3152 (892 amino acids)
Biological process (GO): regulation of protein secretion; regulation of epidermal growth factor receptor signaling pathway
Cellular component (GO): endoplasmic reticulum membrane
Molecular function (GO): serine-type endopeptidase activity
Source: RefSeq, a predicted model, not a curated record